Molecule: messenger RNA, 730 nt
Organism: Musca vetustissima
Lineage: Eukaryota; Metazoa; Arthropoda; Insecta; Diptera; Muscidae
Product: G-protein coupled receptor Mth2-like
Exons: 5
Biological process (GO): cell surface receptor signaling pathway; G protein-coupled receptor signaling pathway
Cellular component (GO): membrane
Molecular function (GO): G protein-coupled receptor activity
Source: RefSeq, a predicted model, not a curated record
AUGUGUUGUAUUUUGGGUUUUACUUGUUACUUCUUUUUCAUUGCUGCCUUCCUGUGGCUAAGCGUUUUGUGUUUCGAUAUUUGGAUCAGUUUCCGUGAUCUCAGGGUUGCCAAUAGUUUCAAAAGAAAUUUAACACGUUUCAUAUGGUAUUCCUGCUAUGCCUGGGGCAUAGCCAUGCUGUUGACCAUUUUGACAAUGUUGUGUCAGUGGUCAGAUCAUAUAACGGAUGAUUAUAAACCGGGUAUUGGUUAUGAUGUUUGUUGGCUGGACACCAACAAAUGGUCAGCAGCAAUUUAUUUCUAUUGGCCAAAUUUAAUAAUUUUGCUAUUCAGUAUUGCAACAUUUAUCCAUUUAACAUUUAGAAUUUAUCGCAUACGUUCGGAUAUGGCUCAGAUGACAGAGAGAAAAGAAGUUUUCAAAGAAAACGCUGUUGUCAUAUUGCGUAUCUUUAUUAUUUUGGGCCUAUCAUGGAUAUUGGAUAUCUCAUCGUAUUUUUUGCGUAAUUAUGAAGCCUGGGAAUUUAUGUCAUUAUUAUCCGAUUUGCGUAGUGCUCUACAGGGUAUUCUCAUAUUUAUUCUCUUCAUUUUGAAACAUAAUGUACUGCAGUCAAUAAGGAGAAGAUUACACAAGUCAAAUAUCAAAACAUCGGUAUUUUCGCGACUGUCAUUUUCGAAAUCAUCUGUAAGCCGUGGCCCACAGACCGAAAUGGAAUAUGUUGAAGUGAAUCUGU